CAUCGCGAUGGUCUUCAUGUUGUUUGUUCAAUCGCCACUCCCACAUGGUAUAUUCUACUUCAUAUUGACUGUUCUCAUGGUUGAUACGACAAGUUCUGCCACCGUAGCGCAAAAUGGUCGUAUUUCUCCUUGCAAAGCGCCGUGCACAGAAUACGGCAUCGUUGCUACUGCGAGGUUAGAAAGGAUAGAUUUGAAAAUAUACAAAGUAGUAAGGCGUGCCGAAGACGAAAUAGCCAAAGCAUCAGACGUACGUCAGGUGGUCGCCAGUCCUGGUCAAUGGCAGAUCAACAUCACCGCUAUCCUAUACGAGCCGCAGACAUUUGAUCCUAUUUUGAAAGCCUUAGUAGAAUCUGCAAAGAAGGUUAUUCCAGUAAACAAUCGUUUCUCGACGCCAUUUUUCUUUCUAGUGUUGCAGUCAGAAAAGGGAGUUUACGGAGAAGCACUCAACGCCAUGUCUUUAAGAGUCAUUGGAUUUUUGAACAAUCUCAACAACCAUCCAUUUCUGCCUCCAAGCAAGCGAUCUAUUGCAAUCAUUCACGAAAGGAGCGAGAUCUUAUUCAAAUGGUUAACGGUCAAUUUUCUAGCAGGAUAUUUCGAUCAAGAGAAAUCACAUUCAAAAGUUGGCGUACUGGGUUUAAGCCUUAACACAGUCACACAGAUCGCGUAUCCGGUUCACAGUACAAGCAUGAACACUACAGAGUUUGUCACCAUCGGCACAAUGCCGUACCUCUUAAUUGCGCAAUCCUACACUACAGAAGGUUUCGGGACGACUUUACGAGAGUACUUUACUAAAUUAGGCCAAGUACAAGGCCAAGGCAAACAAACCAGUCCAUGUAGUCCACAGGGAGCCCAAGUACAGGUUGUUGAUGGCGAUAUAGUAAAGCAGUAUAUUGGGAACGGCAAUGUCCAGCAAUGCCUAAAGAUUCUCAAUGACGUCAUUUUGAAUGAUUACGGUCGUUGGACUCGCAGUCCUUACAUACGAAAACCGCCAAAAUAUAUUAAAUUCUACGCCUUGCCGCAGGUCGUGAACGUGCUAAAUGAGAUCGGAUGUCUUGGAUGUGAGAAGGUCUUCACUCCCGCCAAAAUCAAUGCGGCAGCGCGUCUGUCCUGCAGUAGCUCACAGCCUAGGAACGGUGAUCUACCGUCCACCAAGAAUUGCCUUAAUGCCAAUUUCUUUUACCUUAUGCUAACAGAGUCAUACCAUUUUGAAGAUAACACUCCCAUUACUGUUCUGCCGAAGUCAGUACACGGAAUCGACGAGGACUGGGCAUUAGGAGCCUUACUUUACAAGUUGCGGUUGUUGAGCUAUAAAAUUGUGCCUUAAGGACCGAUUUACGUCACGUCCACACUGUGUUUUUGUCUGAAAACGCAUAGUUUUACAUGUUUUGGCCUUGCGUCAAUAAUACUAAAAAACCCUCACCCCACCCUCCCUUCCCGAAUUAUCUAAUGGUCUGUCUCUUAGUGUUGACGGGUAAAAUCACUUUCAAAACGCUAGUGUGGACGCGGAGCUUUCGAUGCUUUCCGGUGAGACGAAAACGAUGCGUUUCGAAAACGCCUGCAUUAGUGUGGACGGGGCUUUAGUAUCAUUUUAGCCGCUUUGUUAUAAUGAUAAUUGCAUAAUUCGAUGAUUUUUAUGCAGUAUAAAGGCACGAUAAAGGCUCUUCAGUGUGAAGAGCUGGACUCGUGUUUUGAGCUAUUAAUUUAUUUUACAAAUAUGUUUUCAUAGAUAAAUAAGUAAAUAUUAUAUAUAUUUGUUAUUUUAUAUUAAUAAUCUCUCCUUUUUUGUUUUAUAAUUAUAGCAAUAUUCUUAUCACGUCUCAUAUUAUAAUGAAUUAUUAGUUAAUUAUUAUUGUCAAUAAAGUUAUUUAGUUAGUAUAAAGGCACGAUUACACCCGGAGCAAUUUUCUGUGCAACUUGUCUCGCAAGAGCGUUACGACAUAAGUUCAAAGAGAGUUAACACGGUGCAAUGGAGAAUCAAUCGCUGCCAAACGUAAUAAUAAAUCCAGUACGCUCAUUCGCCACCAUUUACGUCUUACGCUGCAUUAUUCACCUACAGGUCAAUAUAAUGCGUGCUCGCGCACUCUUGCAGAGAUAAAUAAAAUUUAAAACAUUUAUUAAAUUCAUUGAAUUCACUUAAAAAAUACUAAAACGACUCGCCAGUUAAUAUUCCCCGAUAUUCGAUUCACCUUUUGGUGAAUAAUUGUUAAAUAUCUUUACAUGUGAAAGUAAUUCUCAGGAACUACAUCAAAUAGUAAAAAUCCACUAAAAUUGUAUUUCAUUAAUAAAUACCGUAUAUUUAAACAGAAUAUUACGUGGCCGCUUCGAGUUACGGAUUACCUCCUCCUGUUGAGAAUAUCUUACGAGUGAGCUGCGCUGCGUAAGAUAUCAACUCAAUGCUCCAGAAUCUGUAUCUCCGUACGGUUAUGCAAUAUCCUCUAUUUAUUUGCCAAUGAUGAAACUUACCCAAGGAGGGAAAACACAGGUAUAAAUGCUGCUGACAAUGUCAAUCCAAUAA
Messenger RNA from Actinia tenebrosa (Australian red waratah sea anemone), 2515 nucleotides. RefSeq names its product ectonucleoside triphosphate diphosphohydrolase 5-like. Gene Ontology annotation, molecular function: GDP phosphatase activity; ribonucleoside triphosphate phosphatase activity; UDP phosphatase activity. Gene Ontology annotation, cellular component: membrane. The record is from RefSeq and is a predicted model, not a curated record. Gene Ontology annotation, biological process: nucleoside diphosphate catabolic process. Lineage: Eukaryota; Metazoa; Cnidaria; Anthozoa; Actiniaria; Actiniidae.